Sphaerulina musiva SO2202 is the source of this 974-nucleotide messenger RNA. RefSeq lists its product as uncharacterized. Lineage: Eukaryota; Fungi; Ascomycota; Dothideomycetes; Mycosphaerellales; Mycosphaerellaceae. Gene Ontology annotation, biological process: retrograde vesicle-mediated transport, Golgi to endoplasmic reticulum; endoplasmic reticulum to Golgi vesicle-mediated transport; intra-Golgi vesicle-mediated transport. Gene Ontology annotation, cellular component: COPI vesicle coat. The coding region runs from base 44 to 967 and encodes 307 amino acids. The record is from RefSeq and is a predicted model, not a curated record. Gene Ontology annotation, molecular function: protein binding; structural molecule activity. The transcript has a single exon.
CCACACUUCCAUACCACCUCGCCUCAAGACUACACAACCCAAGAUGGACCCAUUCUCCUCCGAAGGCGAGCUGGUCAACAUCCACACCGCCUUCGUCCAAGGCCAAUACCAAUCCGUCCUCAACGACUACACCGUCAGCGAUUUCUCCCCCGAAAACGCCCUCCCCAUCCGCAUCCUCCAAUACCGCGCCCAAUGCGCUCUCGGCCAAUACAACGAAGUCCUCUCCUCCCUCUCCUCCGACAACAGCAGCUCCUCCUCCGAUUCCCCCGACCUGGCCGCCGUCCGCUUAUACGCCUCGUCCUACCUCCAACCCCCUUCAGACCCCACCAUCCUCACUCCCGCCGAAGAACUCGCCUCGACAGCGUCUGAAAAUUUAACUGUACAACUCCUCAUCAGUUCGAUUCUCUCUCGCGCCGGAAAACCCGAUGCAGCGCUGCAACUUCUCUCGUCGCACACGGGUUCUCUCGACGCAGUCGCUCUCUCGAUUCAAAUUUGUCUGCAACAAAAUAAUCUCGAACGAGCGAUCAAAGAAGCCAAAGCCGCUAGGUCAUUUGCACAAGAUGCUUUACUGGUGAAUUUGGCUGAAGCGUGGAUUGCGAUGCGCAUGGGCGGGGAAGCGAAUUAUCAAAAAGCGUUUUAUGUCUUUGAGGAGAUGGCGCAAGGGCCGAGUUCGAGGAGUGUGGUGAGUUUGGUGCAGCAGGGCGUGAGUGAGUUGCAUUUGGGGAGGGUGGAGGAGGCCGAGGUGGCCCUGGGACAGGCGUGGGAGAUGGAGGAGGGGAAGAAUUAUGCUGCUGCUGUGGUGAAUAAGUUGGUGUUGGAUGUCGGGGUGGGGAGGGAGGGGACGGAGGAGUUGACCGAGAGGUUGAAGGGGCUGGAUAAGGAGUGUGAGUUUUUGGUCGAGUUGGAGGAGAAGAGGAGUGCGUUUGAGGCUGCCAUGGCGAAGUACAAUCCCAAGUUUGAGCCUUGAAGAUGGG